Molecule: messenger RNA, 946 nt
Organism: Hordeum vulgare subsp. vulgare (domesticated barley)
Lineage: Eukaryota; Viridiplantae; Streptophyta; Magnoliopsida; Poales; Poaceae
Product: 21.9 kDa heat shock protein-like
Exons: 1
Coding region: 114-731 (205 amino acids)
Biological process (GO): response to salt stress; protein complex oligomerization; response to heat
Source: RefSeq, a predicted model, not a curated record
AGAGAGAGAAAGAAUCAAGCACACAUAGUGAUAGCGCGCACAUCCACACAUUCGAGAAAGAAACAGCCAGGUCUCAUCAAACAAAACUGAAGCUUCCCACAAAGCAGGUAGCAAUGGCGGCAGUGUCCAAGAAGGCUCUGGUAGCUACGGCUGUUCUGGCGUUGGCCGUUCUGGCCCCGCCUGUCGCCGGGCUGGUGCCGUACGGUGUCAGCAGCGGGCUGUGGGACCUGCUCGACGACCCGUUCCGGGUACUGGAGCAGGCACCGCUCGCGGUGCAGAGGCCGGCGUCCGCAGGCGACCCGGCAGCGUCCGUCUCUUCGCCGAUGGCGCUGGCGAGGUGCGACUGGAAGGAGACACCCGACGCGCACGUCAUCUCGCUCGACGUGCCCGGCGUGAGGCGGGACGACGUGAAGGUGGAGGUGGAGGAGAACCGGGUGCUGCGCGUCUCCGGCGAGCGCAAGGCGGACGAGGAGAAGGAGGGCGAGCGGUGGCACCGCGCCGAGCGCGCGGCGGGGAGGUUCUGGCGCCGGUUCCGCAUGCCUGCCGGCGCCGACGUCGAACGUGUUACCGCGCGCCUCGAGGACGGCGUGCUCACCGUCACAGUGCCCAAGAUCGCCGAGCACCAAAGGCGGGAGCCGCGCGUCAUCAACAUCGCCGGGGAGGCCUCCAACAACGGAGGCAAGGGCGCGGGCGCGGGCGCGGAGGUCACGUCGUCAAAGAGCGAGAUGUGAGCUUUCGUGUAGGAGAUCACUACGAGAGCGAUGCGUUGCGUUUGGACGUGUUGUUGUCGGUUCAUGCUUACCUUUGCAUGUGUGGUACUGGAGUAAUUAAGUGUGAUGGUGGUGCUCUCAGGUAACCUAAGUUACCGAUAGAGCUGUUGUGUCUUGUUCAGUUGGAUCUUUUGCACCUUGAUCAGUCACAUUUGCAAAAAUAUACUCCAUUUUUA